Molecule: messenger RNA, 888 nt
Organism: Entrophospora candida
Lineage: Eukaryota; Fungi; Glomeromycota; Glomeromycetes; Entrophosporales; Entrophosporaceae
Source: the annotation of a GenBank genome assembly
AUGUGUCAUCAAGCUAAAUUUGAAGUGAUUGACACAAAUAAAAUUCUUGGAAUUUGUGAAAUUCCAAACAACGCCCUUACAAAUAGUGCUGUAGCAGCAAAAGUUAUCCAUUUUUGUACAGUUGUUCCUAAGGUACCAGAUUAUCUUACUGUUAUUGAUAUUGCUGGUUUGGUUAAAGGUGCAUUUGCUGGUGCUGGUUUAGGAAACAACUUUCUUAAUUGUAUUAGGGCUGUAGAUGCAAUAUUUCAUGUUAAUAUAGGCAAUGGAACGGAGCCUAUAAUUGAAAACAAUUUAAUUUGGCUCUCCGUUGAAAUGAUUGUUCAUCCACAAAAUGGCAAAGAUCCCAUUGACCUGCUAAUAGAUACUGUUUAUCCUAAUCACAUUGAAAAUUCUAUGAACAUUACUUUUAUAAUGGAAAGAGCAAUACUAACCCCAUUAAACAAUGAUGUUGAUGAAAUCAAUGAGCGAAUUAUGGCCAAAUAUCCUGGAGAACAGUAUACAUAUUAUAGCUUUGAUUCAAUACCAGAAGACAAAACAAAUCUAUACCCAAUUGAAUAUCUUAAUUCCAAGGAGACCAUCAAGGUAAACGUGUAUUUAUCCCUUACAUCAACAGAAGAUACCGGAUUACCUUUUGUGCUAAAAAGAAAGCAAUUCCCCGUACAGCCAGCAUUUGCCUUGACUAUCAACAAAUCUCAAGGUCAAACGCUACCCUAUAUUGGCCUAUAUCUUCCACAGCCCAUUUUCUUUCAUGGACAAUUAUAUGUGGCAAUGUCAAGAGUAUGUAAAGCGUGUAAUCUCAAUGCAUUUGUAAAUAACGAAAUAGUACAGGGUAAGGUCAGAAAUUAUACAAAAAACAUUGUAUAUAAGGAGGCUUUAAGACUACAAUAG